Alternaria alternata is the source of this 1349-nucleotide messenger RNA. RefSeq lists its product as hypothetical. The transcript is spliced from 2 exons. The record is from RefSeq and is a predicted model, not a curated record. Gene Ontology annotation, biological process: regulation of DNA-templated transcription. Gene Ontology annotation, molecular function: zinc ion binding; DNA-binding transcription factor activity, RNA polymerase II-specific. The coding region runs from base 129 to 1301 and encodes 390 amino acids. Lineage: Eukaryota; Fungi; Ascomycota; Dothideomycetes; Pleosporales; Pleosporaceae.
GCAUGAUCUGGAAUAGGAGCCAAUCGGAACACUCCAUGAUGAGCCUUCCCACCACGCCGCGAUAAGCGGCACAAUAUAUAUACUACCGGGACUAAGUCGUGUUAACUCGCACUGGUUGGACUACUACCAUGUUUACACCUCCUACCUCUAUUAGCAAAACCCGGGACGCCUGCGACAGAUGUCAUUCCAAAAAGCUCCGGUGCGAAGGAAAUGGGCAGUCUUGCACCAGAUGCGCGCAGGCAGGCUCAGCAUGUAUCUUCAGCCCGCGUCAAGCGUACAACAGUUCGAAUAGGCGGCGGCGAGGAGCGGAUGCACCGAGGACCGCAAGGAGAUGUUCAACCAGCAUUUCAACGCGUUCUACAUCACAAGAGCCGCCCAAUUGGACAACAACAAACCUGGGGACGCUUUUGACUCCCACCUCGGACACUGUUAUCCUGCCACUGCCACGGGACGAAGGGAUCGACUUCUGGAAUCAUGACGACUCGGGUACGGCAACAACUAGCGCGUUCUCAGACAGUGCCCAAGAAGUUAAUCACAUCUUACCAACAGACGCGUUUGGGUCUGGUGCGACCAUAUUUCCUCGUGCGCGUAGCACGAUUGUAGAAGCCACGCUCUCUUCCGUGGUCCACGACAUCUUCCACAACCUCGGUACACUCCGACUAGAAUUUAGAGCACUUGACGGAUCUAUACAGUAUCCGGAAGUGUAUGCGCGUAUCUUCCAAGUAUCACAAGCCUUUGUACAAAUACUAAAGGACGUCGAAACCCAGGAUGCUCCAUUUCUCGAUCCCAAGGAUCGUACUUGCGCUGAAGUGGAAGACGCAGAUAUCGUCUGCACAAUGUCUUGCUUUCUGAAGCUUUUGACAGGCUACGAUCGGAUCUUUACAUUUUGGCUCGAUUUGAUGACUAGCUCCCUAGAAGACGCAACUGUGAAGGCGACAUUCCGCCACACAAUCACUCACUUGUUACCGACUGUAUCCAUCGGCUCUUUUGUAGCUCCGCCUUGCUAUCUAUCACAGCUGUGUCUGGUUCUCGACGUAGCCGGCCGCAUGUACGACGAGUUCCAGGACGGGCUCAGGCGCUUUGCCAAGACACUCAACGAACGUGAUCGUGCGAUUUCGAUGGAGCGCAUUUCAUAUGUAUUUGAUACGACUACUGAGCUAGUCAUAGGUCGCGAAAGAUCAGUCGCUCUAAAAAAGCAAAAGGUGCUGGAAUGUUCACGAGAUGAGGGUCUGAAGAGGCGUUUCGAUACGACGCUCGUAUACUUGUCUAUCUUUUCCCUGGCUCAUAUGGAAAGAGCAUGAACCGCCAAGCAGUCGAGUGUACUGAAAAAGUAACAAGACCGCGUAGAG